AUGACAGAAGUCAAAAAAGAUGAUAUUGUUAAAAUUCUUCAUAGUUAUCCGUUCUGUCGAAAAAGUGACAUGUCUGAUGAGAUGAAGCAAGAAGUGAUGGAAUUAUGUGUCACAGCUGCUGAAAAAUAUGCAGACAAUUACGAAAGUGUUUCAAAAAUGAUAAAAGAGACGAUGGACAGAAAGUUUGGGGCUUCCUGGCACACCGUAGUAGGAGAAGGAUAUGGAUUUGAAAUAACCUACCAGCUCAAACACUUGCUUUACAUGUACUGUGCGGGAAAUUUAGCUAUUUGUAUAUGGAAAUCAGCUUAA
This is a messenger RNA of Cotesia congregata, 309 nucleotides long. Lineage: Eukaryota; Metazoa; Arthropoda; Insecta; Hymenoptera; Braconidae. The record is from the annotation of a GenBank genome assembly.